Molecule: messenger RNA, 648 nt
Organism: Caenorhabditis briggsae
Lineage: Eukaryota; Metazoa; Nematoda; Chromadorea; Rhabditida; Rhabditidae
Exons: 6
Coding region: 1-648 (215 amino acids)
Source: RefSeq, a predicted model, not a curated record
AUGAUCAUUCUUAGAACAAACACGUUACAACGUUCUGACGAAAUUCCUUUCCUUCUGAUAGGAGAAAUUAAAACUCUGGGAGUUCUUAUCUCCCUCUGUUUUCUUUUUCAUACAUAUGGACUAUUUUCCGAUUGCUGGAUUGAAUCAGAGUCUUUUAUCCUACAUGGAUGGUAUGAUGAACAUGGGGAACUUUACUUUAUCAGAUUUUUCGAUGGAAUCCGUCCUGAUAAUAUGGUUUGCAUAAUGAUGUAUGUAUCGUUGGCACUACUGUUGGUUGUGAUUCUGAGCUACUGUUUGAUUGUAAAUCAAAUUCGGAAAAACUAUACACUUGUCAGAACUCGUAGACUGUUAUUUGGUAUUUCUCUUGGAACCAUUUUGGCAUCUGGUAUCACAAGCAUUGCUUUUUAUAUAUUCACAGGGGAAGUGAAACGAGAAAAUGUUUUGCAACGUCCAAGCGUUGAAAAUUAUUUAGGAUACUCUGCCAAAUCAAGUUUAAUUUCCGCUGGACUUUGUGUUGUAAUUUGUGGAUUUUCUAUCAAAUUAGCACUGCAGAGAUGUCGAUUAGAUGAUGAUUAUCUGAAUUUGAAUGACGCUGAAGAGGAUUCUGUAGAAAUUCCAACGAAGAAUACAAUACAACAAAAGAAAUAA